This is a messenger RNA of Capra hircus (goat), 12417 nucleotides long. It is a transcript of the gene AQR, whose product is annotated as aquarius intron-binding spliceosomal factor. The coding region runs from base 130 to 4581 and encodes 1483 amino acids. Gene Ontology annotation, molecular function: mRNA binding; helicase activity. Gene Ontology annotation, cellular component: catalytic step 2 spliceosome. NCBI's taxonomy places the organism in Eukaryota, Metazoa, Chordata, Mammalia, Artiodactyla, Bovidae. The transcript is spliced from 36 exons. Gene Ontology annotation, biological process: mRNA splicing, via spliceosome. The record is from RefSeq and is a predicted model, not a curated record.
UAUUCUGCCCCGCAGAAUUUUUGCAUCUUGGAAUUAGGCAGCUGCAAUCGCCUCUUCGGGGAAGUUCAUCAGAUUCACCGCUGCUCGGAGCGGUCCUUUCUUUUCCAUUGGAGCGGGGAGAGUGCUGCCAUGACGGCCCCUGCUCAGCCCAAGAAAAUCGUGGCCCCUACGGUGUCCCAGAUCAACGCAGAGUUCGUGACCCAGUUAGCAUGUAAAUAUUGGGCACCCCAUAUCAAGAAAAAGUCACCCUUUGAUAUAAAGGUGAUUGAAGAUAUAUAUGAGAAAGAAAUUGUCAAAUCAAGGUUUGCUAUCCGAAAGAUAAUGCUCUUGGAAUUUAGCCAGUAUCUUGAAAAUUACCUCUGGAUGAAUUAUUCUCCAGAAGUGUCCAGCAAAGCCUAUUUAAUGUCAAUCUGCUGUAUGGUGAAUGAAAAAUUCAGAGAAAAUGUGCCUGCAUGGGAGACUUUUAAGAAGAAGCCAGAUCACUUCCCAUUCUUUUUCAAGUGCAUCUUGAAAGCAGCAUUAGCUGAAACUGAUGGUGAAUUUUCACUCCAUGAACAGACAGUCUUACUGCUUUUUCUUGACCACUGCUUCAAUAGUUUGGAAGUAGACUUGAUACGGAGUCAAGUACAGCAGCUUAUCUCUCUCCCAAUGUGGAUGGGCUUACAGCCUGCACGAUUGGAAUUAGAAUUAAAAAAGACACCUAAGCUAAGAAAAUUCUGGAACUUGAUUAAAAAGAAUGAUGAAAAGAUGGAUCCAGAAGCAAGAGAACAAGCCUAUCAAGAAAGAAGAUUUCUUUCACAACUUAUCCAGAAGUUUAUCUCUGUGCUGAAAUCAGUCCCACUUUCUGAUCCUGUCACUAUGGACAAAGUUCAUUACUGUGAAAGAUUUAUUGAACUUAUGAUUGAUCUAGAGGCCCUACUCCCCACAAGACGCUGGUUUAAUACCAUCCUGGAUGACUCCCACGUUUUGGUUCACUGUUACCUUUCCAAUCUUGUUCGUAGAGAAGAGGAUGGCCAUCUUUUUUCCCAGCUUUUGGACAUGCUUAAGUUCUAUACUGGUUUUGAGAUUAAUGACCAGACUGGAAACGCUCUGACAGAGAAUGAGAUGACAACUAUUCACUAUGAUAGAAUUACUUCUCUCCAGCGAGCUGCUUUUGCACAUUUCCCUGAACUCUAUGAUUUUGCUCUCUCAAAUGUGGCAGAAGUAGAUACUCGGGAAUCCUUGGUCAAGUUUUUUGGACCUCUUAGUUCCAAUACCCUCCACCAGGUGGCAUCAUACCUCUGCUUGUUACCAACCCUUCCUAAAGCUGAAGACACGACUUUUGAUAAAGAAUUUCUUCUAGAAUUGUUGGUAUCUCGUCAUGAGCGUCGAAUUUCUCAGAUUCAGCAGUUGAACCAGAUGCCUUUGUAUCCAACUGAGAAGAUCAUAUGGGAUGAAAAUAUUGUCCCAACUGAAUACUAUUCUGGGGAAGGUUGUCUUGCUCUUCCCAAGUUGAAUUUGCAGUUUUUGACUCUUCAUGACUACCUCCUAAGGAACUUCAAUCUCUUCCGCUUAGAAUCAACUUAUGAAAUUAGGCAGGACAUCGAGGAUAGUGUCAGCAGAAUGAAGCCAUGGCAAUCAGAGUAUGGCGGUGUAGUGUUUGGUGGUUGGGCACGAAUGGCCCAGCCCAUUGUGGCAUUCACUGUGGUUGAGGUUGCCAAACCUAACAUAGGUGAAAACUGGCCAACCCGAGUUCGUGCGGAUGUUACCAUCAAUCUGAAUGUCAGAGAUCACAUCAAAGAUGAGUGGGAAGGGCUUCGGAAGCAUGAUGUAUGCUUUUUAAUUACUGUGCGUCCCACAAAACCUUAUGGUACCAAGUUUGACCGAAGAAGACCUUUUAUUGAGCAGGUUGGCCUAGUUUAUGUCAGAGGCUGUGAAAUCCAGGGCAUGCUAGAUGAUAAAGGGCGUGUCAUUGAAGACGGACCUGAACCCAGACCCAGUCUUAGAGGAGAAUCAAGGACUUUUAGAGUGUUUUUGGAUCCAAAUCAGUAUCAACAAGAUAUGACCAAUACUAUACAAAAUGGAGCAGAAGAUGUGUAUGAAACUUUCAAUGUAAUAAUGAGAAGAAAACCAAAGGAAAAUAACUUUAAGGCCGUGCUGGAGACUAUCCGGAACCUGAUGAAUACUGAUUGUGUGGUACCUGACUGGCUGCAUGACAUCAUUUUAGGUUAUGGGGAUCCAAGCAGUGCACAUUAUUCCAAAAUGCCCAAUCAGAUUGCCACCCUUGAUUUCAAUGAUACAUUUCUCUCCAUUGAACAUUUAAAAACCAGCUUUCCUGGUCAUAAUGUUAAAGUAACUGUGGAUGACCCAGCUCUACAGAUACCCCCUUUCAGGAUAACUUUUCCAGUAAGAAGUGGAAAGGGGAAGAAGCGGAAGGAUGUAGACGGGGAAGACGGAGACACUGAGGAGGCCAAAACUUUAAUUGUUGAACCUCAUGUUAUUCCUAAUAGAGGUCCUUAUCCUUACAACCAACCCAAACGUAAUACAAUUCAGUUCACUCAUACACAGAUAGAGGCCAUCCGUGCUGGAAUGCAGCCUGGGCUAACUAUGGUUGUGGGCCCACCAGGUACAGGAAAAACAGAUGUGGCUGUUCAAAUUAUAUCCAACAUCUACCACAAUUUCCCAGAGCAGAGGACUCUGAUUGUUACUCAUUCCAAUCAGGCCCUGAACCAGUUGUUUGAGAAAAUCAUGGCUUUAGACAUUGACGAGCGCCACCUCCUGCGUCUUGGUCAUGGAGAAGAAGAGCUGGAGACAGAGAAAGAUUUCAGCAGGUAUGGAAGAGUUAAUUAUGUCCUAGCUCGAAGAAUAGAACUUUUAGAAGAAGUCAAACGAUUGCAGAAGAGUCUAGGGGUUCCAGGAGAUGCUUCAUACACUUGUGAAACUGCGGGCUAUUUCUUCUUGUAUCAGGUAAUGUCUCGCUGGGAAGAGUAUAUCAGCAAAGUGAAAAACAAAAGUAACACGAUGCCAGAUGUUACUGAAGUCUCUGCUUUCUUCCCUUUUCAUGAGUACUUUGCAAAUGCCCCUCAACCCAUUUUUAAAGGCCGAUCUUAUGAAGAAGACAUGGAAAUUGCUGAAGGAUGUUUCAGGCAUAUUAAGAAAAUCUUUACUCAGCUUGAGGAAUUCAGAGCCUCUGAACUGCUUCGAAGUGGACUAGACAGAUCUAAAUACCUUUUGGUGAAAGAAGCCAAAAUCAUUGCUAUGACCUGUACUCAUGCUGCCUUAAAACGACAUGAUUUAGUCAAGUUAGGUUUCAAGUAUGACAACAUUUUAAUGGAGGAAGCUGCUCAGAUUCUGGAGAUAGAAACCUUUAUACCUCUUCUUCUACAGAAUCCUCAGGAUGGUUUUAGCCGACUGAAACGCUGGAUUAUGAUUGGUGAUCAUCACCAGUUACCUCCAGUCAUUAAGAACAUGGCCUUUCAGAAGUAUUCAAACAUGGAGCAGUCCCUCUUCACUCGCUUUGUCAGGGUUGGAGUUCCUACUGUGGACCUUGAUGCCCAGGGGAGGGCCAGAGCAAGCUUGUGCAACCUCUACAACUGGCGGUAUAAGAACCUAGGAAACUUACCCCACGUGCAGCUCUUGCCGGAGUUCAGUACAGCCAAUGCUGGCCUGCUCUAUGACUUCCAGCUCAUUAAUGUUGAAGAUUUUCAGGGAGUUGGAGAAUCUGAGCCUAAUCCUUACUUUUAUCAGAAUCUUGGAGAGGCAGAAUACGUAGUGGCACUUUUUAUGUACAUGUGCUUACUUGGCUACCCUGCUGACAAGAUUAGCAUUCUGACAACAUAUAAUGGACAAAAACAUCUUAUUCGUGACAUCAUCAACAGACGAUGCGGGAGCAAUCCAUUGAUUGGAAGACCGAAUAAGGUGACAACUGUUGACAGAUUUCAAGGUCAACAGAACGACUACAUUCUUCUGUCUUUAGUACGAACCAGGGCCGUGGGCCAUCUGAGGGAUGUCCGUCGCUUAGUAGUUGCCAUGUCUAGAGCCAGACUUGGACUUUAUAUCUUCGCCAGAGUAUCCCUCUUCCAAAAUUGUUUUGAACUAACUCCAGCUUUCAGCCAGCUCACAGCCCGCCCACUUCAUUUGCAUAUAAUUCCAACAGAACCUUUCCCAACCAGUAGAAAGAAUGGAGAGAGACCAUCCCAUGAAGUACAGAUAAUAAAGAAUAUGCCCCAGAUGGCAAACUUUGUAUACAAUAUGUAUAUGCAUUUGAUACAGACCACACAUCAUUAUCAUCAGACUUUAUUACAGCUACCACCUGCUAUGGUAGAAGAAAGUGAGGAAGUUCAAAGUCAGGAAACAGAAUUGGAAACAGAAGAAGAGGCCGUGCCUGCUCAAGCUGACGUUGUACCUGAUAAAGCAACAGAUGCCAGCUCCAGUCAGGAAACCUCAGCCUCUGAGACUGAAACCACCCCCAAUCAGACAGCCAGCUCCAGUCCAGAGGCUAUCCCUGCUGAGUCUGAGAUCCCUGGGACAGGACGGGUAACUGUACCAGCGGAGAAUAACACCCCUCACGAUGUCACAUCCACUCCUGGAGAAACCGAGUAGCCAAGCUGUAGCCCUUCUUAGAGAUGACAUUUCAUUAACAAAGUCAUAGGUGCUACACCAUUAACAUUUGAAUUGCUAACUGAAUGGCAUUGGAUUAGUCUGGUGAAGACGGAGCCAAAAUUCAUCAUUCAGCUAAGCAAGAAAAAUCUCGCAAAUCCAUCUGGGCAGGAGCAAAGGUCCAGGGUCCAGGCAGUGAAAAUCAGUGAACUUAAUUAACUCCUGUAUUCAUGAUGGAUUUCUCCCAACACAGAAAUUCUGAGUUUUCUGUCUUGUUUAGUUCUCCUGAUAGAUAGCCAGCUACAAGGAGACCUCAAGGUAAAACGUACUUCAGAUUGGGAAAGCAGCUAUACUAGGACCUUGCUACUCAAGUGUGCUUUGCAAAUCAGCAGCAUCAGUGUUGCGCUGAAAUUUGUUAGAAAUGCGAAAGUUUGGGCUGUAGCCCAGGUCUGCUGAAUCUCAGUCCACAUUACCACAGAGUCCCUUGGUGAUUCAUCUGCACUUGGUAGUUUGAGAAGCACUGUACUGAGAUUACUGUGCUGUCCUCACAUGAACCAGAGGUAGAAUAGUGAUUCUGUGGUGAUAGAAUUUACAGUGAGUGUGACUUAUGUUUUCUGACAGUGAACCUGUACUUACAAGGUCCCUGGGUACGGUGACCAGAGAAGAGAUGGAUGUGUAUGUGGGGAGGGUGAGAUUGCCCACUGGUUCUCUUCCCCCUUUCCGCGUCUGCUGGGGUGGCUAAGGGACACAUUUCCGCUGAGUUCUCCUCCAGUGUAUCUACCUUGAGGCCUGACCGUGCCCAGCAAAGUUUUGAAGAAUUAAGGAAGAAUUGGCACAGUGCCAGUGAAAUGCUUCUCUGGUCUUCACAUUUCAAAGGAAUGAAUUCGUCAGGAAAUUAAACCCAGAAAGUCAAGUCCCUGAUAUUUUUGAGUAACUAGUGUUAACUUUACCAUCUAUGGUGGGUAUAAUUUAGACUCUCAUCUUGAUGCUUCCCGCAGCAUCAACAAUUGUGUAAAGAUUGGAUGGGCCGGGGGAAAAUGAAAGUGAUAGGAUAAUGAGGAGAGUGAAAUGCCAAGGAAACUAAACUCAGAAAUCCACCUCUGUUUGUUAGCAGAGCCAGCAUGGCACCAAAUGGUCUGUUACAUAAUUUCUCUGGGUAUAAGAAUUUGAAAGCAGGUGUUGUGGGCCUCACCUAGCAUGAGGACUACUCUCAGAAUUAUUUUCAUUUGUGAAUAUAUAGUAUCAGGCUAAGCAAGAGGGAAAGCAGCUUUACCAUAUUACUGUCUUUCCUAGAAAAGAUUGAUUUUUCCCUCUAGCCUUUAGAGGAUAUGAAUCAUGGUACCUGAAACCAAAAUAAGCGAACUGUUGUGCUGUCUUUCCUUAAAUAAAGCAUUUCCCUAAGACUGGAUAUUACUCCGUCUAACUCGGUGGCUGAACUUAUUUAUCUGCCACCUGAUUUUUAUCACUAAAAAGAAAAUUUUAACUGGAAGGUAAAUAAUUUCUUUGCCUUCGUCAAAUUAAGAAAGGGAUGAUGAAAGUGGGACUUGAAUUAUUUUAAAUUGUUUGUUCACUUUCGGCCACUGAAUUGCAGUUGACUAUAAAAUUGUGGAAUUUUUAAAGGAACUUAAGAGAGCUUUUCUUAUUUUAAUUAAUGAGGAAACUGAAUCAAAGGUUCUUAACCAGGGUCACAACCAUGGGAGACUGGGGUAGAAUCCAAUUUAUAGACUAGGGCAGUUUUUUGCUUUUUUUUUUUUAAGUCAACCACACAUGAGUACUUGCUUCAUAAAUGUAAGUUUUCUAUUUAACUUGCAGUUACUACAGACACAGGUAUUUUCGCCAGGUGACCAUUUCAGGUUAAUGUUCCCAUUGCUCUGCAUCCUGUUUUUCAUAUCUGAAUAUGUCAUGAUUUUGGAGUUUAUUUUUAAAAGCAAACCAAAAAGACACAUGCCAAGAGAAAUAGCAUGAAAUGAAGCAAUUCAAGUAUUUAGACUUUUUCCCACAAAAUGCUGAGUUAAGAAAGUUCAUUACCAGCAGUUGAGAAUAAAUAGCUGUAUUGAUUUGGGCAAGUGAGUGGAAAGAUCUAAAUAUUAUCAGUUCCCUUGAAGUUAGUAUGAUGAUAAAAGAUAUUUUGCUAGAUACUGAGAGAAAUAGUACAAAUGGACCAUUUGUGCACCUAUAAAAAAUGAAGUUUUUUAUGAUCAGGAGACAGCAUGAUAUUGUAAAACAGACUUUGGAUUCAUCCAGUCCUGCCUGACUUAAAUUUUACUUCAUUUGCUCAUCAGUAUUUGGUCUGACCUUGACAAGUAUUAUAACCUCUCUAAGUCCCAGUUUUGUGAUCUACAAAAUGGGGGAAAGAUCCGUUUGUUUGUUAAUAGGGUAAUUCUUGCGAAAAUAUCUGGCACCUGGCUGCUCAGUAAAUACCGGUACCCACCCCACCCCACCUCCACCCUCCAUUUUCCUCCAGAUCUUUUAUUACCAAAUAAUUCUCUGACUCGAGCACCUAGCUAUGCCCCUAUCCAGGGAGCGUGGAGGACGAUGAAGAAGGCCAAACAUGGUGGCAGUUGACAUUUGAGAUCAAGGGUCAAAUUUACUGAUUCAGAACCUUGAAAUCAGCCCAUAACAACAUUGAGGAAGGUCUCUGCUGAAAUUAAAAUAUCUGGCAGAUGAAGAGGCGAGGUAUCAUCGUGCUUGGGUUGUACUGAUAACAUCAGUUCUGUAUCCUGUAUCCCCCACCCCAAGUUCAUCUAUAUUAUUGCACUUAUCUAGCUUUAAUAUGCUUUUUCCUUUUCCUCUUGCAGUCACUCAUAUAGUGUUUUAGAGACGUUUCUUCAAUUAAAAUAAGAUUAAACAGAUUAAAAAAAAAAAAACGACCCUUUUGCACACGCCAGAAGAGCUGUUAAAAACAGGCAGUGCUUUGCUUCCUGUGAAAAAUGCUUGGCAGUUAGCCUUUGUAAUUAUGAAGCAGUCAUGUUAAUAGAUGUUUAAGAAUGAUAACAACUGGAGCUGUACUGAGCCAGUGAUGGAAAUGAGCAUGUGAGACUGUUUUUUCUUUAUCCAUUGCUACUCUUGAGUGCCCAAGAAAAGUUUCUAAUUCAGCAGUAUCCAAAAGCUUUGGACAUUUCUUCCUUCAUAGAGACAAACCCCAGCUCAGCCCUCUGGAGCAUGACUCAGAAUGCAGCACAGUUGCUGCGCAGACUGACAGCUUUAUUGCUGGCUCUGCCUUUUGGUUUCCAUUUAGCUUCACUGCCUACUUAAACUUUUGCACUUACAUAUAAAGAUGGCCGAUCCCAGUAUUUCUCAACAUAUGUUACAAAAACCACUCAUCUGAAAGAAUACUUGGGAAAAGACAUGUUCCAUGGUCAAAUAAGUUUGAGGAACAUAAUUAAUUCUUACUCCCCAUUUGUAGACUAAUAGUACAUUUUUAGUUAAUGAAAGGUGAUUUCCUGCUGAAAAAAAUCAAGUUAACUUUAUUUAAUCUAGCAUUUCUCAAAUGUAUUUGACAUUGGAAGUCUUUCUUUCUUUUUCUUCUUCAAAGUAAAACAUUCUAGGGAACUGGUUCCGAGGUUUGAUAUUUUUACAUUAGCAAAUGAACUUUGAUUCCCCCUUAGACAACUAGGAGGAUAAGAAUAUAUAAGCCCCAAAUAUGCUGCUUUGGCAAAAGGAAUAUUUUGAGCUGAAGGCAGUUGAGAAGAUGGAGAUACAGGAAGUUUUCUCAGUUCUUUUGCUUCUGCCUGAAAGCAGAGCAUGAAUUUCCCUUUGUAAAGAUGUCCCCUCUCUCCUGAACUAGGAAGAAAACACCCCUUAUUACUAUACACAGAGAUGAUACUGAAAUGAGUCUGCAUAAACCUUACUAAAAUAACUCACCCUUAUCUUCCAUUAAUUUCCUCAUAUAUUUACUUUCCCACAAUUUACCACCCCUAAAAACCCGAACUCCUUUUUUUGCCUUAUUUACUUUUCCAUAAUUUAUUAUCUUUUGUUAAAAUAGUAUAUAAGCUUAGAAGCCUAAUAGUCUGGGGGGAGUUUUUAACUUCUUUUCUGUGCAACUCCAUGGAAGUAAAGUUAAAAAUAUCAAUUAAAUUUAUAUGCUGUCUUUUAUCAACUUAAUUCAUAGCCCCCAGUUACAGACCUAAGAAGGCAGAGGAAAAGUUUUCUCUCCCCUACAAAAAUAAGACUUUAAUACAUUGUUUUUCCACAAGUAACCAGAGGCUCAAGUAACAGCAGAAGAAUCUAGGGGUGAAGUGAUUGUACAAAAUGUCAUAGUGUAAUUUGUUGAGUGUCAUGUGGUAUUAAUAGCAACAUCCUGAAAAUGCAAAUGAGUAAAAAUUUGGUCAGUGUACCAUGACAUUUGUUCAUGUGAGCCUUCGAAGAAAAGGUCACUGAGCAUUUUCUGUUUACAUUUUAAUUUUAGGCUCCAGGGUUUCACACCAACUUUUUCUCAUUUUUUUUACUCUGCAGUGAAAAACAGUCUAUGUAUUUCCACUGUGUAUUGUUUCUCAGUUCUCUAAAUGUUUGUUUUCUUUAGAAGUUUGUUUCAAAAAGGGAGAAGGUUUAACAUGGGCAAUGGGGGUGGACCAGAAAUAAUAGAAGAAAAUUUAGACAAAUAUAAAACAUGAAAAAAAUUUCCUUUCAGAAAAAUGUAAGAGAGAAGACCCCAGAACUUACCUUGCAUCAGACGUGUUGAAUUCUCUCUUAGUUGAUCUCCUGAGAUGACUGCCCACUUCUCUCUUUCUCUCCAUCUUUUACAUGGUACAUUCACCUGAGACCUCUUCUUACAGUAAAUCUAAGGGCAAGAGCUUCAGUGAUAGCUGUUUCUCCUUGGGAGAUCCCUGGUUUAAUAUGAAUAGCUAUUUUGAGAAACUGAUAUUUUCAACCUUUUUUUUUUUUAAAAAAAGUCAAGAGUUCUUGAUAGAAGGUGGUCAUAUAAAAUAUUAUCUUUUUCUUCUCCAGUCAUUCAUUCAUUUUGAGGGGCGUUUUCUUCUGGUUUUGAGUUCAGUGUUUUCAUCACCCCUCUGCUUCCAAUAGCACUUGACAGUGCUGGUUUCUUCUAAUCCCAGACUUCCCCAAGAAUAGUAGUGGAACAAGAAUAGACAAAGUUAAUUUACAUUUUAUUUUGCUGGUUGACUACUUUUCACAGAAAUGAAUUAAGUUACACAUAAUAAACUGUUGGAAGAUAGCUUUGAAACUGUCUAAUUGUUGAGUAUUCCUAGACUGGAUCUCUGCUGUGGGACAGGCAACAGUGCCCGUAGUUCACAGAGGAGAAACACCGGGGCAUUGGCCGGUUUGCCUCAGACACGAUGGUUAGUUUAACUGGGACAAGAACCACCAUCUGAUAUGCAGGCAGAUCCCUUACCUCACAGAUGAGUAAGGCAAACCUACCAAAGAGUUCCUCUCAGGGGAAUUCCCUGGUGGUACAGGAGCUAAGACUCCACAUUUUCACUACCAAGGACCCAGAGUUCAGUGCCGGAUCAGGGAGCUGAGAUCCCACAAGCUGUGCAGUGUGGCCAAAAAAAAAAAGAAUUCCUCCCAGGCUUAGAAUACCAAAGAGAAGACUAGGUUGCCAGAAUCAGGAUAGAAAAUAAGAGGUCUAUAAAAAAAGAUAAUGCUUUGAUGUUUACAGUGUUUAUACUUAAGGGUGAAACCCAAAUUAAUAUUUGUUUUGGAUUGAAAAAAAUAUGAGAAACAUAUAAUGUGAAGGGACUAUAGUAAGUCAUGUUUAAUUGUCAAAAUGCUAGUUAAUUAUCCUAAAGCUAUUUUUUAUUUUAAGCAAAGCCAAGAGAGGUUAAAUAGCAAUUUUGAAAGACUGUAACAAAUGAUAAGGGAAAAGUUAGAAUGUACCAAGACCUGCUCUUUGAAUUACUAUUACAGGCACACCUCAGAGAUACUCUGUGUGUGUUCCAGACCACUACAAUAAAUUGAAUAUUACGAUAAAAUGAGUCAUACUUAAUAUUUCAGUUCCCUAGUACAUAUAAAUGUUGUUUACACUAAAAUGUAGUCUGUUAAGUAUGCUAAAUAGCAUUAUGUCUAAAAAGAUGUACACACCUUCAUUUAAUAUUACCAAAAGAAUCUCUAACCAUCAUCUUCACAUUUAGCGAGUCAUAAUCUUUUUGCAGUAAUAACAUGCAGGAUCACAGAUCACCAUAAUAAACAGAACAGUAAUGAAAACAGUAUGAAAUAUUAUAACAGUUACUAAAGUGUAGCACAGAGAUAAAGUGAGCAAAUGCUGUUGGAAAAGUGACACUAAUGGACGCUAGGUUGCCACAAACCUUCAGUUUGUUAAAAAGUAGGAACCAUAAAGAUGCAGUAUCCUUGGUGCACUGUUCCAUAGCCUUUGUCACAAAUCAAAUAAUUGUUUAUGUGUGGGUCUGUUUCUGAAAUAGUUUCAUUGGUCUAUUUUUCUUUUCUUGUGCCAGCAUUUCACUGCUUUAAUUACUGCACUAUGUUAAAUCUUGACGUCUGGUUGUGUAUUCUCCCUUAGCUCUAUUCUUCAAGAUAUUGGCCACUCUUUAGUUAUCUGUUUUAUAGAUAAUAUAUAUAUUUAUGUCGAUUCCAAUCUCGCAAUUGAAAAUCCAUAAAAGAGGGGAUAUGUAUAUAUAUGGCUGAUUCAUUUAGCUGUACAGCAGAAAGUAACACAGCAUUGUAAAGCAAUAAUACACCAAUAAAAAAAUUUUUUUAGGCUAUUGACCACUCUUAAUCUCUGUAUACACUUUAAAAUCAUCUUGUCAAUUCUAAAAAAGAAAAAAAAAACUUGCUUGAGUUUUUAUUGAGAUUACAUUGAUUCUAUAGACCAAUUGGGAGGAAAGCUGACAUCUUUAUCAUCUAGGAAUGAGUCAUCUCUUUCCGUUUACUUAAGCCUUCUUUAAUGUCAGUAAUGUUUUGUAAGUUUUCUAGAUUAAGGUUCUGGCCAUCUUUUGUUAAAUUUAUUUAUAUUUGAUUUUUUAUACUGUAAAUGGUACUUUAAAACCUACGUUUUAUCAUUGUUACUGGUAUAUAGAAAUACAGUUUAUUUCUUGUAUGAUAUGUAACAAUCUUGCUGAAUUCACUUAUGUCUUAUAGUUUGACUGUAGAUUAUUUUGAAUUAUCUACAUAUAUAAUCAUGUCGCCUAUAUAAAUAAUGGUAGUUUUAUUUCUUCUCCAAUCAUUGUACUUCUUAUUUCCCUUUCAAUCUCUGUGCCUUAUUGACCUCUUGGAGACUUCGAGUAUAGUGUUGAAUGGAGGCAAUCAAAGUGAGUAUCUGUGUCUCCUCCCAGUCUUAGAAACAAAGCUUUCAGUGUUUAACCAUUAAGUAUAGUGUUUGCCAUAGGUCUUUGUAACACUCAGAUUUUAAGAGUUUCCUUCUAUCCCUAGUUUGCCAAGUGUGUUUCUUUUUAACAUGAAUAGAUGUUGAAAUCUCACAAAUACUUUUUCUGUAUCCAUCAACAUGAUUAUGUGCUUUUUCUCCUUUAUUGGAUUAAUGUGGUGAAUUGCACUGGUUUAUUUUUCUAUUGAUUUUUUUUUUUUCUUCAGGUCAUGGGCCAAAAUUAUUAUUCUUCAGGUGCCUAAUAACUUUAGUUAAAUACUAGAAAUUACAAAUGCUAUGUUUUUCAAUGUUUAGAUUUUGUUGUCUUCCUAUAAAGACUGUUGAAGUCUGUUUUAGCAGGCAGUUAAUUGUGGGUAUUAGCUUGAUUUUUGUGUUUUUUGUUUUGUUUUGGUUUUGGGAGAUGGGGCACAAUACACGUCCUACAGGAUUUUAGUUACCUGACUGAGGAUCGAACCCUCACCCCCAGCAGUGGAAGUGUGGAGUCUAAACCACUGGUCCGUCAGGGAGGUCCCUAGGUUGAUUUUUUUUUGUUUUUGGUUUUA